AUGAGCCGAUCAAGGCAUGUGGGCAAGAUCCGGAAGCGUCUAGAAGAUGUCAAGAACCAGUGGGUCCGGCCAGCCAGGGCUGACUUCAGUGACAAUGAGAGUGCUCGGCUGGCCACAGACGCACUCCUGGACGGGGGUCCCGAGGCCUACGGGCGGGCACUCAGCCAGGAAGGGGAAAUAGACUUCCUGUCCUCCGUGGAGGCCCAGUACAUCCAAGCCCAGGCCAAGGAGCCCCCCAGGGCCCCAGAUCCUACAGGAGGAGCUGAGGCAGGCCCCAGGGGCCUGGACACCUGCUCCCUGCAGUCCGGUACCUACUUCCCUGCGGCCUCCGAGGGCAGCCAGCCAGCCCUGCUGCACAGCUGGGCCUCAGCCCAGAAGCCCUACAAGAAGGAAAAGUCCAGCGCUACUGUGUACUUCCAGACAGACAAACACAACAACAUCAGAGACCUGAUCCGCCGCUGCAUCGCUCGGAGCAGCCAGGUCCUGGCCAUCCUGAUGGAUGUGUUCACGGAUGUGGAGAUCUUCUGUGACAUUCUAGAGGCUUCCAACAAGCGCGGGGUAUUCGUCUGUGUGCUGCUGGAUCAGGCAGGUGUGCAGCUCUUCCAGGAGAUGUGUGACAAAGUGCAGAUCUCUGACAGACACCUCAAGAAUAUUUCUAUCCGGAGUGUGGAAGGGGAGGUGUACUGUGCCAAAUCAGGCAGGAAAUUCUCAGGCCAAAUUCAGGAGAAGUUCAUCAUUUCAGACUGGAGAUACGUUCUGUCUGGAUCAUACAGCUUCUCCUGGCUCUGUGGACACGUGCACCGGAACAUCCUCUCCAAGUUCACGGGCCAGGCGGUGGAGCUGUUUGACGAGGAGUUCUGUCACCUCUACGCCUCCUCCAAACCCCUGAUGGGCCUGAAGUCCCCCCGGCUAGUGGCACCCCUCCAGCCCAGCACCCCCAACGGCCGCCUCAGCGGCAGCAGCUGCUCUGCCAGUGAGCACACAUCCUCCAAUCCCUUGAGCAACUCCUCCACAGGCAGCAACCCCCACAACCAGAGUCUGUCCACGUCCUCAGGGCCGGGAAGCCCCCAGACCCCAAACCCCCCAGCAGCCCCCAGGUUUCAGCCCUACCACAGCCCCUGGAGAGCUCCGGCCACCCAGGCCCCCUUCUCCCCCAGCCCGCCCGCCAUCUACAGCAACCUCAAGGCCUACAGGCCCACCCGGCUGCAGCUGGAGCAGUUUGGCCUGGUGCCCAGGGCGACCCACACCUGGAGGCCUUUUCUACAGGUCUCCCCUCAUUUCUGA
Molecule: messenger RNA, 1284 nt
Organism: Dipodomys ordii (Ord's kangaroo rat)
Lineage: Eukaryota; Metazoa; Chordata; Mammalia; Rodentia; Heteromyidae
Gene: Sack1a
Product: family with sequence similarity 83, member A
Exons: 4
Coding region: 1-1284 (427 amino acids)
Biological process (GO): epidermal growth factor receptor signaling pathway
Source: RefSeq, a predicted model, not a curated record